ACAAUUCAAAUCACAUUUUAGAAUAUCUAAAGAUACAUUCGAAUAUAUAUUUACUAUUAUCGCUCCAAAAUUGAAAAGAAUAUAUACUGGACGACCAAUGAUUUCUCCUGAGAAGCAAUUUCUUAUUGCGAUAUGACGCAUGGCAACUCCUGAUUCUUAUAGAUCAAUAUGUGAAAAGUUUGACGUCAGUCGAGCUACUGCUCUUGGUGCUACACGAAGAGUUGUAAAAGCUUUAUAUGAUUUGGCACCAGCUGUCAUCAAAUGGCCAUCAGGCAACAAUGUCAAUGAAGUUUUAGCUGGAUUUGAAGCUAAUAGUGGUUUUCCGAAAGUUAUCGGCGCAAUAGACGGUACUCAUAUAAAUAUUCCAGCUCCUCGUAUUCAACCAGCAUUAUAUGUAAAUCGUAAAGGGUACCAUCCUGUCCAACUGCAGGACAUCCAGGAUCUGUGCACGACCAGCGAGUAUUUCGGUUAUCGGAAUUGCAAGAGUGGUUAGGGAAUUCUGAAAAAUUUCCCGACGAUUGUCACAUUCUCGGAGAUGCUGCAUAUAAACUACACCAAAAUGUCAUUGUUCCCUAUCGUGACAAUGGACAUCUCACUCUAAGACAAAAAAACUUCAACUUCUGCCAUUCUUCUGCCAGAAUAGAGAUUGAAAGGGCUAUUGGAUUAUUGAAGACAAGAUUUCGUAGUUUAAGAACUGUUCUUGCAAUGAAUAGAAGUGAUUUAAUCCCAAUGUUUAUAAUCGCAUGUUGUGUGAUGCAUAAUGUUUGCCUAUUAAGAGGAGAUAACAUCGAACUUGAAGCAAUUAAUGAGGAAGAAAAUAAUAAUUAUUUUUAUCAAAAUGCUGCGCCACAAGA
Cyphomyrmex costatus is the source of this 854-nucleotide messenger RNA. RefSeq names its product putative nuclease HARBI1. Bases 140 to 493 code for a protein of 117 amino acids. The transcript is spliced from 4 exons. The record is from RefSeq and is a predicted model, not a curated record. Lineage: Eukaryota; Metazoa; Arthropoda; Insecta; Hymenoptera; Formicidae.